CUGCUAGCUGUUGCAGGAACAACAUCAUGGACAUUGGAGGCUCGCGGUACUUACGCGUAGUGAUCGGAGUGGGAGAGUCACAUGAGCUUAAAUCCGCAUUAAGGACUUGAAGACGUAGAUGAAAAUAUUUAUAAAAGCAUUGUUGCAUAGUGGUCUUUUCUCCCCUGUGGCGUCGUUGUGAGCCGGAGCAGCGAUGAGGGGAUGCGGUUCGGGCUACAGGCGGAGACAGAUGAGCGGGCGGCUAAACAGGGUUAGCUUCAUUAGCUAGAUGCCUUUACAGCAUUGAGUGCAGCUCGCAUUUAUUAUGUUCCUAUCGAGAUUUUUUGUUCGGGUCAAAUGUUCACGAGGCGUUUAGAUUAUUUGGUUUGUUCCUUUCGGUUUUGUGGGUUCAGAGAGAGAACGUUCAUAUUGCUGAUCUUCACGGUAUCAGGGGCGGCCUGUUCCACGCACACAGCCCGAUAACACACUCCCAGCUGCGUGUGUAUGUAUGUGUGUGUGUCUGUGUGUAUUUAUUUAUACACACCGCUUUUAUUCCAUCGGGCAGCACCGUGGCUGGGGCUUUAAUCAUGAGGGAUGUAAUAAGAUAUGGUGUGUGAAUUGUCAUCUUCUGACCGUGUCAGUAAAUUAUAUCAGACAUAACGUGUGUAGGAAAAAGUCCCUCAAUGUCCGAGUACUGUGAGUAAAAUACGGCUGCCGGUGAGGAAGCACGCGCGCCUGCUGUUCAAUGCUAAACGCUAAUAUCAGCAAGCUACUCUAGCUAGCUAAUGCUUAGCUGGCUGGACAAAAAAAAACACGUCUUGCACUCUGGAAACCUUUUUGGAUCUUGGAUGGGAGAGAGGAUCAGGAUCCUGACGAUCAGAGUGAGUUUACUACUUUGAUGGACACGGUCUACUUUACGCACAGGAUGUACAUACCACGUUGGCAGUUUUGCACUUGUUUGCUGCAAUGAGAUAAUAGAAGUGGUCUACAUGAGAGAACUGUGACAUUUGCCUCUCUAUAUCCCCUGUUUGAUAUUUGAACAUCAGAAUAUGACCACGCAAGCUCUUUUGCCACUCUCGGGGCGCAGGAUACCCACUCUGUCUCCAGGUGCAUCAUCUUUCCCCCACCACAGGGCAACCUUGCGGCUCUCAGAGAAGUUUAUCCUUCUCCUCAUCCUCAGUGCCUUCAUCACCCUUUGCUUUGGGGCGUUCUUCUUUCUUCCGGACAGUUCCAAGCCCAUGCGCAUUGACUUUGUGGAUGUUUUGAUACCACACAUUGAACAAGGAAAGGAAGGACGUCAUAACAGUGGGCAGGUCAUACAUGGCCAAGGAGUCCACGAUGAGCAUCGACACAGGGAAGAGGAGGAGAGCCUUCGCAGGAAAAUCCGGGCAGAUCACGAACGCGCACUGCAGGAGGCCAAGGAGAAACUGCGCAAGUCCAAAGAUGAGCUGAAGGCAGAGAUCCAAACAGAAAAGACUAAAGUAGUAAAGGACCUGAAAAAGAAGGAUGGACCAAAGCCCCUACCCCCAGUGCCCAUGCCCAAGCUGGUGGGCAUCAAUGAUGGAGACCCUGGAGACCCUGAUGUUAAACAGAAACGGGACAAGAUCAGAGAGAUGAUGAAGCACGCGUGGGACAGCUACAGGAAGUACGGCUGGGGACACAAUGAGCUCAAACCCAUUGCCAAGAAAGGACAUUCCACAAAUAUAUUUGGUAAUUCCCAGCUAGGAGCCUCGAUAGUGGACGCCCUGGACACACUGUACAUAAUGGGCCUCCAUGACGAGUUUAAAGAUGGUCAGGCGUGGAUUGAAAAGAACCUGGACUUCAGUGUGAAUGUAGAAGUGUCUGUCUUUGAGGUCAAUAUCCGCUUUAUUGGAGGACUGCUUGCUGCAUACUACCUCUCUGGGCAAGAAGUUUUUAAGAUGAAAGCUGUUCAGCUGGCGGAGAAGCUCCUUCCUGCCUUCAACACCCCCACAGGCAUCCCCUGGGCCAUGGUCAACCUCAAGAGUGGUGUGGGUCGUAACUGGGGCUGGGCCUCUGCUGGUAGUAGCAUCCUGGCUGAGUUUGGAACAUUACACAUGGAGUUUGUGCACCUUACAUAUCUGACUGGGAAUCCUGUCUAUUAUCAAAAGGUGAUGCAUAUCCGGAAGCUGCUGGCUAAAAUGGACAGACCUAAUGGUCUCUACCCAAACUACCUGAACCCUCGCACGGGGCGCUGGGGCCAACAUCACACAUCAGUAGGAGGUCUCGGUGACAGUUUCUAUGAGUAUCUCUUGAAGGCCUGGCUGAUGUCUGAUAAAACUGACACAGAGGCUCGCCAAACCUACAAUGAUGCUAUUGAGGCUAUUGAGCGGCACCUCAUUCGGAAGUCCAAUGGCGGCCUCACCUUCAUUGGCGAGUGGAAGAACGGCCACUUGGAGCGCAAGAUGGGUCACCUGACCUGCUUUGCUGGGGGCAUGUUCGCCCUAGGGGCUGAUGGGUCACCAGGAGACAAGGCUGGCCACUACCUACAGCUGGGAGCUGAGAUUGCGCAUACUUGUCAUGAGAGCUAUGAUCGCACAGUUUUGAAGCUUGGUCCAGAAGCCUUCAAGUUUGACAGUGGCUUGGAGGCAGUCGCAGUAAGGCAGAAUGAGAAGUAUUACAUCCUGAGGCCAGAGGUGAUCGAGACCUACUGGUACAUGUGGAGAUUCACACACGACCCCAAAUACAGGCAGUGGGGCUGGGAGGCAGCUCAGGCUAUAGAUAAAUACUGUCGAGUCAGCGGGGGUUUCUCAGGAGUGAAAGACGUUUAUUCCUCCAACCCCACCUAUGAUGACGUCCAGCAGAGCUUCUUCUUGGCAGAGACUCUCAAGUAUCUGUAUCUGCUGUUCUCCAGUGAUGAUCUCCUGCCUUUGGAGAACUGGGUCUUCAACACGGAAGCUCAUCCUCUACCAGUGCUGCAUCUGGGCAACAUCACCCUGCCUGGCAGCCAGGCAUAGCAACAGAGGAGCUUCAGCGAGUGUGGGCGCUCGCCUCCUCUUUCUCUGAAAGACUGCAGGUACCUGCGUUCGGGAGUUAAUGAGCUGAGGGUCUCUUCCGCUCAACCACUGUGCAGCCUGGACUCCGGGUUUUUACUGCCAAGCAGAGGGGACCAGGACACACACUCAGACUCUGUCUACUCAUCUAUGUCUCUUGUAUUUUUUUUUCCUCUCCGCUGUCUCUGAUAAGCUGCCAGUCAGACACAGACAGCUUCUGUGACUCACUCAUUGCCUGCAUGGCUCUGACAUUGGUGGAACCUGUUAGAACACCACAGCUCAGCAAACAAAUCAGCAUCAACCGUGGGUUGCAGUUAAUGAACAAACAAAGGAAAUACAUAUUUUCUCUGUGAAGAAAGAGGAUUUUACAUGGCUUUAUUGUUUUUUUUUUUUGUUGUUGUUGUUUGUUUUUUGCUUUCAUUGCUUGAUCACUGCAGGAGGACAAACGGCUCUCUGGCCAUACACCCCUUUAUUGGCUCCCUCACACUGACCUGUAGCUGUGGGACGCAGCAGCUGGAUGAUGUGACCUCUGAAUAUCUCCCACUCUCCCUCUUGGAGAGAAUACAGGCUGGAGACACCCUGGGAUCUUUGUGGCUUGUACUGAUAGUCUUCGUGUGAGUGUGUGUGCACAUUCUUGUUAGUCUGCUAUCAGCCUCCCGCACAUUUCAGUAAAAUUCUGGUCCUGACUUAAAAUCAAGUAUGUUCUUGGUUUGCCAUGGUUAGUUGGUGAAAUGGCUGGAGCUUUUUUUUUUGUUGUUGUUGUUCAUUUGCACCUCUGUUAGAUUAGAUCUUGCUUUCGGGACUAUCGCUGCACACGGCACAUAGGUUUAUUCCAAGCCACAAAAAAAAGAAAACCUUUCAGUCAGUUUCUAUUGCAGUGAGCAUGUGAGUAUGCUCUGUUUCCUUUCAACCACUCAGUUUGUUUGAAAUAAAGGGUUGAAUGUUCUGGAUGUCAUCCACAUAGCUCUACACAAAUUGACUGAAUUAAUAUUGGACUUAUGGUCUCACCUAUUCAUCUUCAGGUUUUCAUAAAGUUUUGCUGUGCAAUAGAAAGAAAGACAUCUUUCCCUAAUAAUCGCUCUCGUUUUUUUUUUUUAUUCCAAUAAAUUUCACCACUAAGAACAGCGAACAGAUCAAGGCAGAGGGAACGAUUCAUUUUUAAUAUCCUACUACAAAUCAUUUUUGAUAAGUCCAGUCAUGUUUUUUACAAACGCAAACAGAGAUUAUGCUAACAUGCCCAUGAUAAAGCUACUUUUUGUACUGGUUUUGCACCAUUGUUUGGACUAAAGCGCAAGGGUUGUUGGGCUUUGGAUCAAUUUGUUUUCAUUCCAGUCAAUAGAUGAUAAACCUUUUAACAUUUGGAUAUGCAUGCUGCUCUGUCUGCCAUCAAACUGAUGAGACUGCAAUAUUUAGACAGGCUUCAGCAAGAAGUUUUAUUCUAAAGAGACAGGAAGCCACCAGUGCUGUACUUCACAUUAGACCAAGAUCCAACUUCAAAUACUUAAGGAUUUCUUUAUUUUAUUAUUAUUAUUUUUAAAACAAUGUAGUUUCUUUCAAAUUUGUCCACUAGAAAACAAUAUUCAGUGUUUAAAAUGCACAUCACAAGUGGUACUGGCUGGUAGGAACUAUUUUUAUCUCACCCAAAAAUAGAUGUUUAAACACCCCACCCCCUCCACUAACCAGUGCAGUCGUCAUUGCUUUACCUUUCCUUCUGGUGGCAGUAGCAACAGCGUGCUAAUGCUCUGUAUGCUUUGGGUUCUUUUCUUACUCGCCUAUUUGUCUCUUACUCCUUCCUAAUAUCACAUAUCCGUCCCCUGGUUUUGUUGUGGGAGAAGCCCAGGCCAACAUGACCACUAGGUGGAUUUUGAAAGCUGUGUUCUGUAUUCUGUAUUUUUACUGAAAUGAGAGUACUGUAAAUAUCUUUAAAUGUGACAGAUCCAAUAAAGAUGUUACAUAAAGUGAAAGGAUAAA
Molecule: messenger RNA, 4961 nt
Organism: Clarias gariepinus (North African catfish)
Lineage: Eukaryota; Metazoa; Chordata; Actinopteri; Siluriformes; Clariidae
Gene: man1a2
Product: mannosidase, alpha, class 1A, member 2
Exons: 14
Coding region: 1029-2954 (641 amino acids)
Biological process (GO): carbohydrate metabolic process; N-glycan processing
Cellular component (GO): extracellular exosome; Golgi membrane; endoplasmic reticulum
Molecular function (GO): calcium ion binding; mannosyl-oligosaccharide 1,2-alpha-mannosidase activity
Source: RefSeq, a predicted model, not a curated record